GAUAUUUCUGUUUUGACAUUGAUGAGAGAAGUUAUGCCUGGGGGAAUUAGUUCUGGAGCUGUUCACGAGGGAACCUUUUUUUCGCAGCCUGGCUCGUGUUUCCCACGGCGCAGCAGAGAUAUUUGGUUCAGCAUCAAAGGCACGAGAGUCGUUGGGCCCAGGGCUGUUGGCGGAUAAGCGAGAGACAAUGCGGGCAGCGGAGGUUGCGAAAGGGUCCGAAGAAUCAUCGGACAGCGAAGACAGACUCCUCCGAGAUCCUGGGACUGUGGGGACGUAUGCAGAAGGACCCGGACUCCCAAUGUGCGGUCCAGCAUGAGGAAAGCCAGCUGCUGGACGCGCAUGCAAAGCAGGCACAUUGGAUGCCACGUGAUUGCGCUCUUCCGAACCCAACGACGACGCAUUCUCCGGUGCAACUGAGUGCAGAAGCUGAAUGUCUGAUGGGAAGGGAAUGUGAGCGGGUUGGACAGGAGGGACGGCAGAACGAUCAGCAGGCACAGCGGGGAGCGUUUCUAGGCGUUCCCGCCUUGCAGAACACAAUUUCAGCUAUGCGGACAGGAGGUGAUGGCCAGAAGGGAGAUUCUCAAAAGAUCUAUGAAGCAUCAAAGCCUCUUGCCAUGGACCAGCUCUUUUCCGUGUUCUAGACGUGGAAGGAGCCAGGCCUGCCAUGACUUUAAGACAGACCCGGGUAAAAGGGCGGCAGGUUGCAUAUGCAUGGUAUUGGCGGUGCUGUUCGAUGGGAUGAGGAGAGUGUUGCAGACGAAGGCUUACAACUGACAGGGAUAUUUAAUAUAUGAGCGCAAUGGGGUGCAGUGGAGGGGAAGAAAGGAGGCAUGCGAGAGCCAACCUGUGGGGGGAAAUGGCAGGCGAAGGUUAUGAAGCAGGAGAGAAAAAACAAAAGCACAUUGACAAA
Messenger RNA from Chara braunii, 910 nucleotides. Lineage: Eukaryota; Viridiplantae; Streptophyta; Charophyceae; Charales; Characeae. The record is from the annotation of a GenBank genome assembly.